AUGACAUCCAAUCUUCCUAUCAUGUUGGCAAGAAACUUUCUUGGCGUGGUUCGCGCCAACUACGAAGACGACGACUCUAGCUCUUCAUCUCCCGCUUCUCCCACCUCUCCCACCUCUCCCACCUCUUCUUCCGCGCCUGCGUCACCCAAUACCACCACUCCGACGUCCUCUUCGUUACCCAACGCCGUUUCGAGCUUCUUCUCGGGACAACCCACUAUGCCUCAAUUCCACCGUCGAGCCUCCGAGAGCGGGCCCGCCGACAGCGAAGACAAGGGAAACAGAGUGCCUAUGGCGAGGUUCUGGGAGGCUGGUGGUAAAGAAGACUCAUCCGUUCAACUUGCUAUGGAACAUGUUCAAUUCGGGUUCUAA
This is a messenger RNA of Paraglomus brasilianum, 369 nucleotides long. NCBI's taxonomy places the organism in Eukaryota, Fungi, Glomeromycota, Glomeromycetes, Paraglomerales, Paraglomeraceae. The record is from the annotation of a GenBank genome assembly.